AGUGGCAGAUCGAGUCCCAGUUCCAGCAGAGUCCCACUCGGCCACGAAAAGCUCGCUUUCGAAAUCUCUUCUCUUGUCCAAACCGAACCAAAAUCACACCACUUAAAUCUCUGCGAUUCAUAACGAAUCGCCACAGUUAAUCAAAGCAUUAAACUAGAGAAAAAAAAGGAGAGAGAAAGGAGAGGGGAAGAGGCGAGGAGAGAGAAGGAAGAGAGAGAGAGGAGGAGCGAGGGAGGACAGAGAGGGAGACCAUCCCAUUCGCGGACUGGUUCGGGUCCAUUUGGGCGGCGCCGCACGCAGCAGGAAGAGACUAGCGCGAGGCGAAGCGUCAAAUCCCUCUCCGCCACCGCGGGAACCACAGCAGGCAUUUAGGAUGGUGGAUAAGAAUGAUGGGUCUGAAGGUCUUAAAUUCAACACUUCGCACUUGAUUCAAACGACUGAAGAGGUUGCCAGAGCGUUUAUCGCUGCGGCUUCAGCUGCCACUGCACAGUCUGCACGGCCAUCUGUCGUGUAUUCAUCCAAAGACGAGAGUGGCAGCCCGAUGCAGAAGCUUCAGCAGCAAUUUUCGAAAAUCCUGAAGGGAUUCUCGACCUCACCUGAUGUAUCUGGACCUUACAAUCCGGAAGUGCUCACGACACAAAAACAACAGUGGUCAAGAUUCCAACUGAAGUCAUUGGGUAAUAGGUGCAUCAGAGAACCGUCACAUCUGUUUGAGGGCAUAGUGAUUGUUGGGCUUCCACCUCAGGCAGAUAUCCAUGAGCUGGAAAACAUUGCGCUAGGGAGAAAUGAUGAAGAUGGAAAGAGAUCAAGAAACAUAUUUGGCAACAGCCACCACCAAGUUCAUGCAAUAUCAAAUUUGGAACCUCAGAUUCUUUUUGCAUACCCUCCGGAGAAGCCUCUUCCAUUAAAGUACAAGGAUACCCUCUCUUUCUGCCUUCCGGGAGGUGUACAGGUUCGUGCUGUUGAACGGACUCCUUCAUUCAGUGAGCUGAAUGAAAUUCUCCUGGGGCAGGAGCAGCUUAAAGAAAGCAACCAAUCUUUCGUGUUCCGUUUACAGGUUGCUGAUGACUCUACACUAUAUGGAUGUUGUGUAUUGGUUGAAGAGAUUGUACAGAGACCAUCAAAGCUGGUUUCAAUGCUCACGAAUGAAAAGCCAGUCUUUCCACGCCGGAGUCAUUACGUGAUAACUACGCCCCGGUGUUAUUGCAUCCUAACGAGGCUUCCGUUCUUUGAACUGCAUUUUGGGGUGUUGCAGAGUAUUCUUAUGGAAGAACGUCUCGAAUGGCUCACAGAUGGUGUUAACAUGCUAACUUCGUUAUCACUUGAGGAAACCUUUGAGGAGAAUGAUAUUUGUGAAGGAAAUGGAGUUACAGCAGAGAAACAGUAUUUGGGUGGUAGCACAACAGAUAUGGAUAGAUCAUCUGAAUCAAGCAUGGGAGUUUCGUCAAAGGAGCUUUCGUCAAAGGAGCUGUCUGACACUGACAGCAGUUCUGGGUGUAGAGAGAGCCAACUUGACUUUGUCUCUAAAGAAGUCCAACAGCAAAAUAGUUCUUGUGGCAACGAAGAACAGAAUGAUCUUGGAACGGAACCUGUCACCCAUUGUGAUACUCCUGAAGGGUCCGAUCAUUGUGUUCCAGAAGAUUUAUCAUCCGAUCAAUCUGGAGCUAAGCAUCAUGAACUUGAUUCUGCACCAGAUAUCCAGAAAGGAUCUGGCGCGAAGGAGAAUGGUGAUGAUUCUACACAAGGAAAUGUGGAUAAUGAGCAGCUUGAUCUCUUUAUUACUGAUACUAUUUUGCCACUUAUGCGAUCUUGCCUUUGUGAAGAUUGUGAAUCAUCUCCAAGUUCCAAGGAUUCUCCUUCUGAAGGUAGAAAUUUUAGAAGUUACACCCAUGGAUUGGCUGUGGACGAACCAUCUUCCAUUGGUCAUGGAGACUUAGUUAGACACAACAACAUACUGUUAUGGGCUAAGGCAAAAAAGUAUGGUUCUCUGCAAGUUGUCUGUCAGUACUAUCAGCUGCAGUGUCCUGCCAGGGGUUCAUCACUUACUUUUCAUCCCUUGGAGCACCUGCAUCCUUUAAGUUUUCACCGGCCAGGUGAAACAGUUCUUCAUAUUGCUGGUUCUACUAUUGAGCUUAGGUCACGUGAUACAAGUUUAGAGGUUGCUGAGAUGCUUAAUGCACUCUUUGCCGAGGAGGAGUCGACUGCUUUAUCCACAUGGGCUGUGGCAUCCAUAUGUGGAUGCCUUAGGUUGGAACAUGUAAUGACUUUUUUUGCUGCUGCGCUCCUGGAGAAACAGAUUGUUAUUGUCUGUUCUAAUCUGGGAAUGCUAUCAGCUUCAGUUUUGUCCAUCAUACCUCUAAUACGCCCAUAUCAGUGGCAGAGCCUACUCAUACCGGUUUUGCCUAUCGACAUGAUGGAUUUUCUGGAUGCACCAGUUCCAUACAUAGUUGGUGUGCAGACCAAGACAUCUGAUGUACUGAACAGGCUAGCAAAUGCUGUGGUCAUUGAUGCCAACAGGAAUCAGAUUAAGUCUGCUUCAGUCCCGCAACUGCCACAGCAUAGGGAGUUGCUCUCUGCCUUGCGUCCAUAUCAUUCCAGACUUGUGGGAGAAAGCUAUCUUGCAAGAAAGCGUCCUGUUUACGAAUGCACGGAUGCCCAGGUGGAAGCGGCCAAAGGUUUCUUGGCAGUGCUUAGAGACUACCUUGAUACUCUGUGCUCGAACUUGAGAUCUCAUACAAUUACCAAUGUGCAAUCUAACAAUGACAAGGUUUCCUUACUUUUAAGAGAGAGCUUUAUUGGUUCCUUCCCAAGCCGGGAUAGGCCCUUUAUGAAGCUUUUUGUGGACACACAAUUGUUCUCAGUACAUACAGACCUAGUUCUCUCCUUUUAUCAGAAGGACUAAGUGUCUGUUAAGGACUUGAGUGUCUGCCUCAUCUUGCCAAGCCUUUAGGUGCUGAGCUCAACUGUACAUAUCGAUAUAGAAUAGAUGAGCUGCCUUCAUUACUUUGGCAGCUCAGAGUUGGGAUAAGAGCUGCAACGGACAACCCAUAUACUGUCAGAAGGUAGAUUAUCGAGAUCCAGAUAUGGAUAUUGAACAAGAGCGCCCCUAUACCUGUUGUAAAUUAGUUUGGUGUGGUUGACCCACAUCUAAGAUUUUGUAGGCAAUAGUAGGUGGCCAUCAGAAGCCUUUAUGGUUUGUUCCUACAACGCCUGCACUCUAAUGGAACCAAGUCUGCAGCAAAAUCUUCCAGACGUGAGUGUGCAUUUCGCAACUUAAUCAGUAUGCAACAUGACAUCCAAGAACUUAUUUGAAGAAUGUCAAGAAUCCAAGAGUUGCUGUUGCAGUGCCAAAGCGUAGCUUGUUUCUCACUUUCUUGAGCUGUGAUAUACCGCCUGAUGUCGAUCUAUAUGUUGUAUUUUUCAUCAAAGCAUCGGUGCCGAAGUGCACUGUUACAGUGCCAGAGGUCAGCUUGCAUCUCAUUUUCUUGAGGUGUGGUACAAUGAAUGAGGCUGAUCGAUAUGUUGUAUUUUUUGCCAUCUAACAUCAGUGUUAUUUUCA
Phragmites australis (common reed) is the source of this 3559-nucleotide messenger RNA. RefSeq lists its product as uncharacterized. The record is from RefSeq and is a predicted model, not a curated record. Bases 374 to 2902 code for a protein of 842 amino acids. Lineage: Eukaryota; Viridiplantae; Streptophyta; Magnoliopsida; Poales; Poaceae. The transcript is spliced from 20 exons.